Molecule: messenger RNA, 837 nt
Organism: Oikopleura dioica
Lineage: Eukaryota; Metazoa; Chordata; Appendicularia; Copelata; Oikopleuridae
Source: the annotation of a GenBank genome assembly
AUGUUGUCGGUAGAGCAGUUGAGCAAGCAAAUCGCGGACAUUUGCCCAGAAGAUCAUCUGAAAUCGUUUCUGCAGCGUGAUGUAAGGCCAGAUGGUCGAAGUCUUGACGAGCUUCGCCCUCUUGUGUUGGCUAAAAAUGUCGCUCCGACUGCGGACAGCUCCGCGAUGAUCAGACUUGGCAAUACAAAGGUCAUCUGUGGAAUUACAGCAGAAACGAUCAAGCCUGCAGCGGCUACACCAACUGAUGGAUCGUUUAGUGUGAAUUUUGAAUUUUCACCAGUUUGUUCGCCUAAUGCGAAAGCAGGACCGCCGAAUGAAGUAGCACAGACGAUGUCGAUCUUUUUGGACGGAAUUUUGAAACAAGUUUUCGACAACAACCAGUUGUGCAUUGAGCCGGAUGUGUUAGCUUGGACGCUUUUUAUUGAUGUGUACUGCCUUGAAGGUAGUUUCGUUGAUUUUUUCUACGAUGGAAACGUAACGGACGCUGCCAUGAUGUCCGUUAUAUCCUCCCUCCGAGAUCUGAAGCUACCAGAAAUCACGAUAGACGAAGAAACGGCGAAGCCAGUCGUAAAUGUAGAGAAAAGCACUCCAGUCUCAUUGAAAAUGAUUCCCGUUUCGACUACGUAUGGAGAAUUCAGUGGAAUAUUACUCCUCGAUCCUACUGCUCGAGAAACGGAACUCGGAAGCUCGCCAAUUACAGUCGUUUGCUCGGAAAAGGGCGCUCUGUUGUGCUUCAACAGAUCUGGUGGUUCUCCACUUUCGCAAGAACAGGUCGCGGCGGCCAUUGAGAAUUCAAAAAGGAGGUCUUCGACGAUCUAUGAUCAGUACUUUGCUUGA